GUCUAAAACUGAGAGGUACCUCUGUGUUUAUGUGUCCGACUGUUUUGAAAAAUAAUUAUUUAAGCGCAAAUAAAUAAAAAUGCAGCAAAGCGAGGAUGUUAAAGAUGAAGAUCUGCCUGCAAAUACCUUGGAGCACUUUGCCGAACUCGACCAAGUGCUCGAAAUGAUAGAAAAUAUGCUGCCAAUACAGGCAGAAGGUUUUGAGCGUGGGUUUGAGCAUUAUACAGAGGUCCUCUCCCGCUACCAAGAACAACCCCACUUGUUGGAUACACACCUGGAGGUGUUGCUGUCUCGCCUACUGGGCAAGAUACGUGAGGCAGCGCCACCCACAGGUGCAAGGGAUGCAGCUUUCAAGUAUUUGUAUAUAAUUUGCAAAGUGCGCACCUACAAGGUGUUGGUAAAGUUUAUGCCACAUGAGCUGAGUGAUUUGGAGUUUGUGCUGCAGCUGUUGGAGCAACAGGAUCCGAAGCAAUUUGAGAAUUGGGAGACACGCUACAUGUUGCUGUUAUGGAUGUCCAUAUUGGUAUUAAAUCCAUUCCAUAUGUCACGCUUGGAUGCGCAGCAGCUUGGAACUCCAACAGAGACUGACGAAAACAAUUUCGUGCUCAUCAACAAUGUCAACAACCAAGCUGUCACGGUUACGCCCAAAAUGGAACGCAUCUUUGAGCUCUGCAAGCUAUACUCCUCCACCAAUGAUACUUGCAGCAGCAUGGCUGCCUAUCUGGCUGCCAAGUACUUUGUACGUGCUGACAUAAAGGAUUUAUAUUUGGAGCGGUAUCUUGACUGGAUUAUGGAUCAGCAUCAGGCGGACACUUUGCAGGUCAAGUUUGGUCAGUUGGCCGCAGUGGCUGCCAUAUUGAAGCAUGGCAAGCGCGAGGAUCUGCUGCCCUAUGCGGAUAAGCUGCUCAAAUGGAUUGUCGGCUGUCAGUACAAGGAUGUCAACGAUUUUCUCAAAUACAAGUAUUAUAUAAAGAUUGUGCAGCGUCUGGGAUUGGUGCAUCUUAAGCCUAGAAUUGCCAGCUGGCGUUACAAGAGAGGCACACGUUCCUUGGCGCGCAACUUGAAUCAGGCCAGUGCUGCUGGCGAUGCUGAAGUCAUAGCAGAUGCGGAUGAAGCAGACGCUGAUGCAGAGGAAAUUGUCGUACCAGAUGCUAUUGAGGAAGUAAUUGAAGAGCUGCUGCAGGCUUUGCGCAGCGGUGGCAAUGACAUACGCUGGAGCGCCGCCAAGGGUUUGGGUCGUGUGACCAAUCGUUUGCCCAAGGAGCUAGCUGAUGAAGUCAUAGGCUCGGUUAUUGGAAUUCUCAGCCCGUUGGAGCCGCAUGAGGCUUGGCAUGGUGCCUGCCUGGCACUGGCGGAGCUGGCCAAGCGUGGUCUACUGCUGCCCUAUCGUUUGCAUGAAUUGGUGCCGCUGCUUAUGCAGGCGCUCUUCUAUGAUGAGAUGAAGGGUUACAUGUCUGUGGGUCAGCAUAUUAGAGACGCCGCUUGCUACAUGUGCUGGGCCUUUGCACGCGCCUACAAUCCGGACGAUCUGAAGCCAUUUGUUCAGCAAAUCUCGUCGGGCCUGCUGACUGUAGCUGUGUUUGAUCGCGAAAUCAAUUGUCGCCGAGCUGCUUCGGCUGCCUUCCAGGAGAGUGUGGGCCGUCUGGGCAACUUUCCCUACGGCAUUGAGAUUUCCACUACUACUGACUUUUAUUCCGUAGGUCUACGUCAGCAUUCCUAUCUAGUCAUCAGCGAUUUUAUAGCUCAGUACGAGGAGUAUCGUGAGCCCAUGAUUGAUCAUCUGGUGCAGCGUAAAGUGGGCCACUGGGAUGCCGCCAUCAGAGAGCUCGUGGCCAAGGCGCUGCACAAACUCACUCGCCGUGCUCCGCGUUACAUGGCUGCUGUAGUGCUACCACAGCUACUGGCAAAAACGGAAACCAUUGAUCUCAAUGCGCGUCAUGGCUGUGUCUUGGCCAUGGGCGAAAUUACUUUGACGCUGCGACAGCUGGAGCUAGAAGGCCCAGGCAAUGUUUAUCUUACUAAUCAGCGCAUUGCAGAGUUGAACGAACUCAUCAAUAGCUUUGUGGAGCGCAGUUACUAUCGUGGCAUGAGCGGUGAGCUGAUGAAGUCCUGCUCCGCCAGCUUCAUACGCAACUGCAGCUUGGCUCAGCUGCCCGCCACCGAUGUCUGCUUGGCCAGUUGGCAGCGUGUCAUCGACAUGUGUCUCAUCACCACGUCCAGCACAAUACGCACAGCAGCUGUGGAGGCCUUUGCUGAACUAAGCCGUGCCUACUACUGCGAGGAGAAGAUGAGUGCUGGCAAUGCGCAGAUUAUAGGCCGAUAUCUGGAGGGCGCCGACAAUGACUUGGAGGAGCAUAUUCGCAUGGGUCAUCUGGCUGCCCUAGGCGUGUUGCCAGAGUUUAUGCUGCGUCCACAGCUCAAUCCAGUGAUGUAUAAGCUGGUGCUGCAUUCACUAACGAAUCAAUCAGCGGCUGGAGAUCACGAGAAUCAACAGACAUUUCGCUGGAGCGAGGCUCGCACCCAGAGCGUGUACGCAUUAUGUAAAAUAGUGCAAACCAUAGGCUAUGAUGAUACCAAAGAUGGAUUUGGAAAUCAGCAUCUCUUCAAUGACGUGGUGAAGUGCAUGCUGAAUGCGAUGGCCGAGUAUACACUGGAUAACCGCGGCGAUAUUGGUGCCUGGGUGCGUGAGGCAGCCAUGACAUCGCUCUUUGAGAUUGCUACUACGUGUCCCAAGGAGAUGCUUGAAGAGGACUUGGUGCAUCAAAUUGUCGCGGGUUUCAUGCAGCAGGCGGUGGAGAAAAUUGAUCGCACACGUGGUCUAGCAGGCAGACUCUGCUGCAGACUUAUACACACACAACCAGCCAUACCACAUAUAAAGGCGCAUGCUCGACUCCUUGAAAUAUUUCCAAGUGAUGAAAAUACAGUGCUCUGGCUCUUUGCUGAUAACACAUUCCCACUAUUUUGCGAGCUAUUGGCAUUGCCUGACUAUUCCAAGCGUGUGCUCUUGGGUCUGUGCGCUAGCAUAGGUCAGCUUACAGAAUCUCUGAUCAAAUACGCUUCAAAUGCAUUCUUCGAGUUUCUGCGCUCCCACAAGCAAAUGGUUCCGCGCUUGUGCACAGAAAUUAUCCAAAUUUUCGAGGAAUAUUUGCUGAAUGAGCGCAUUACAUAUCCCAUGCUUAGCUUCCUCGACAUACUCAUGGGCUCAGGCACUAUUGAUGCUGUUUUGCAUGAUGAGCAGAAUUUGUUUGCCGAGGACGUCUAUCGUCUGCUCAACUUGGAGGUCAAGGGUUAUAAGAAGCUCUACAAAACAGCCACCAGCAUCGGCACCUAUUGCCAGCUAAUCCAAGUUCCGCGGCUAAGCCGUCGCAUCUUCGCCAAGAUGUCAGUAUUUCUGGGCUUGCAGCAUGUGCAUGUUCGUAAAACGGCUGCAACUAAAUUAUACGAGGCGCUGGCGCUUCAUGGCGAUGCCACUGAAAUACCCGAAGAGAAUAUGGAUGAAAUCCUCUCUUUGCUAUCAGAAACCGACUGGACUGCUCCGUUGGUCCAAGUACGUCCACUGCGCAACCAGCUCUGCAAUCUAAUAGGCAUACAACCACCAGUAAGCGGUGGAGCUGCUGCUGCUAACAAGCAGGUCACAGUUGCUGAUAAAUAAAUAGUAUUGCAGUAUUCAUUAAUUACUCCAUUAAUAUAUAGACAUAACUAGUAUGUCAUCUCUUAAUAAUUACUACACAAAUAAAUAGACAUAAAUAG
Messenger RNA from Drosophila busckii, 3750 nucleotides. It is a transcript of the gene TBCD, whose product is annotated as tubulin-specific chaperone D. The coding region runs from base 80 to 3652 and encodes 1190 amino acids. The transcript has 4 exons. Gene Ontology annotation, cellular component: lateral plasma membrane. The record is from RefSeq and is a predicted model, not a curated record. Gene Ontology annotation, biological process: post-chaperonin tubulin folding pathway; microtubule cytoskeleton organization; tubulin complex assembly. Gene Ontology annotation, molecular function: GTPase activator activity; beta-tubulin binding. NCBI's taxonomy places the organism in Eukaryota, Metazoa, Arthropoda, Insecta, Diptera, Drosophilidae.